UAAGAUGUCCCAAAAAAUUUGCUUCUACAUAUAUUAGCAAUAGUAGUACAGUUAUUAUGCUAUUAAUUAGGGAGGGGUUUUAAGCAGGCGUGGGCUGUCUACAGUAACAAACAAACACAGAAAAGGCCAGCAAACAGCUUGUCCUCUGUAACACUGCUAUAAUGUACCUUAAUGCACCCAGUUCACAAUAGAAAGCAAUGAAGCUUAAAGACAAAGCAACAAGUGCUUGUGGUUUUAGUUUUGGGGGGAGGAGCAGCAGCAGGAUUAGGUUCUGUGGCUUGACUUGUUGUGUAGAGGAGGAGGAAAUGCAUGUGAAUGUUACAAUAAUUCUCAAGCACAAGUGGUGGGUCCAGAGAGCCAGCCCCUUCUCCUUUGUUCCCUUGCCUAAAUCCACCACUCACAAGAAUCUCUCAUAAAGACACUACUCCCUCUCUUUUCCCCACUCUAUAUCUCUUCCUCUCUCUUUAAGCUCCCUUCAUCUUUCAUCAGCUUUAACUUGGUAACGUUUAUGGCAACAAUGCGUUGGCUUAUUCAUCAACUUCUUCUUUCUCUUCUUCUUCUUGUCGCCGUUGGAAGUGGAGUUCACUGCACUGCAGACACGACAGUGAUUUCAUUGGAAGAGUUGCACUGGAGGAGAAGCAGACCAUCUCAGCCCUUGUUACCACAGAGAUCAAGAAGAGAAAAGGAUGCUAUAGUGCUUGAAAUGAGGCACCACAGUACCUCUUGGGAACCAACUCCAAACCAAGAAGAUAAACUUCAAAUGAUAAUGGUCUCAGAUGAAGCACGAGUUUCUUACUUGCUGUCUCGAAUGAAUAAAAUCUCUAGCAAGAGUCAACAAGGAUCAUCAAAAGCCCAAAUCCCUCUAACCUCUGGAAGAAAGCUCCAGACUCUAAACUACAUCGUGAACAUUGAAUUAGGAUCAAGAAAGAUGACAGUGAUCGUUGACACAGGAAGCGAUCUGACAUGGAUUCAGUGCCAACCAUGCCAAUCUUGCUACAAUCAACAAGAUCCUAUUUUUGAUCCCUCUACUUCUCUUUCUUACCAACCAAUUCAAUGCAAUUCACCAACCUGUCACUCUCUUCAAGUAUCUACGGGAGAUUCGAGCAACUGCAGCUUAAACCAUCCAAGUUGCACCUAUGCUAUUAGUUAUGGAGAUGGAUCAUAUACUCGUGGAAUCCUAGCUCGUGACCAGAUAAAACUAGCUGGAACAGUCAUCGAAGGAUUUGCUUUUGGCUGUGGGCAAAAUAAUCGUGGGCUCUUUGGGGGAACCUCAGGUCUAAUGGGGCUCGCCCAAAGCGAACUUUCCUUGGUGUCUCAAACCACUGAUCAGUUUGGAGGGUUUUUUUCCUAUUGCCUGCCUACAAAGGAAUUUGAUUCUUCUGGUGCUUUGGUUCUUGGAAGUGAUUCCUCUAGCUAUAGAAACUCAACUCCUGUGGUGUAUACUAGAAUGAUCUUGGAUCCUAACCAGUCUCCUUUCUAUUUUCUUAACCUUACGGGUAUGAGCAUCGGUGGAGUUUCUCUACAGGCUUCUGGUUUUUUGAGUGGUAAGAUUCUUAUAGACUCGGGAACAGUGAUUACUAGGCUUGUUCCUUCUAUCUACAAGGCUGUGAAAGAUGAGUUCUUGGAGCAAUUCUCGCAAUACCCUUCAGUUCCAGGGUUUUCGAUAUUGGACACUUGUUUUGACUUGUCAGGAAAAAAGGAGGUGAACAUUCCUACAGUAAAGCUGGAGUUUGAAAGUGCAGUGGAGGUUGAAGUCGAUGUUAGUGGUGUUUUUUAUUUUGUUAAGUCCGAUGCAUCUCAAGUGUGUUUGGCUUUCACAGGAUUAUCUUAUGAGGAUGAAGUAGGGAUUAUAGGGAACUAUCAGCAGAAGAAUCUGAGAGUUGUGUAUGAUACUAUGGGAUCUAGGUUGGGAUUUGCAGAAGAGACUUGCGGAUAUAAUUAAAGAACAUAGAAAUAAAAAAUAAUAUGAGAUAUCGUUUGGAUAUAGUAGGUCUGAUUCUCAAAUGCAAUGAGCCUGAUCAGUUAUUGGAAAGGCCAUCCAAUUGCCUGAAUCUGCCAUCAUGAUGAUUAUCUGAUAGGUAGUACAGUUCCCAUGUAAAUGUCAUGUUGCAGUUGCUUCUGUGAAAUUAUGUUAAGAAUUCA
Molecule: messenger RNA, 2142 nt
Organism: Asparagus officinalis (garden asparagus)
Lineage: Eukaryota; Viridiplantae; Streptophyta; Magnoliopsida; Asparagales; Asparagaceae
Product: aspartyl protease family protein At5g10770
Exons: 2
Coding region: 509-1942 (477 amino acids)
Biological process (GO): proteolysis
Molecular function (GO): aspartic-type endopeptidase activity
Source: RefSeq, a predicted model, not a curated record